AUGGGCAUCCUGAGCGCGGGGUCGCUCGCGGCCUUGUCCUUCAAAUUGGCGGACCGGGUCGCCGAGCUCGGAUUACAGAACUUUCCAGAAGACGGGCUCCCUUCGGAGGAGAACUUGGCCGUCUUCGAGGCCGCUGGCCGGGUGGCCAAAGAGAAAGGGCGUUUCUUCGUCGGGAGCGCCGAGGGGGAGGACUUGCAGAAGCACUUCCGGCGCUCGUGGUCCAAGCUCCCCCGGGUCGACGUACCCGUGGGGGACGGCAGCUUCCCAGAGCGGCACCGCCAGAUGGCGGAGUUCAAGAAGGCCAAGGGGGCGUGCGAGCUGGACUACCCCUCGUACGCUUGCUUUCAGUCGCACCUCCUCGAUUGGGGCAUGAAGCUCGUGCUGAUGAAGGUCGCCACACCUGUGGACGUCCUGGGCUACACCCUGCUGCUCAGCAAGCUCUGGGAGGAGGGCGGCGGCGCGCGGACGUCGUACCACUACGACAUGCACGCCCGGAGGUCCAUGGCGAAAGCUUUGGAGAAGGGCGACGACCAGUGGAAGCGGUUCAUGCGCAAGCUUGACACCGAGCUGGCGGCCAAGGCGAGCAUCGGCAAGGGCGGCGGCAAGGCCAGCAGCGGCAAGGGGAAGCUGGAUGGCUCUUCGAAGGGCUCUUCCGGGGCUGCUGUGCCGGGCCCGCGGUCGCUGCCCCCGCCCGUGGCCCCGCAUGCAGGGCGGCUGGGGCCAGCAGGACGCCUGGCAACAGCGCGGCGGCUGGACGCAGUCCAAAAAGAAGUGCGCUGA
Messenger RNA from Prorocentrum cordatum, 780 nucleotides. Lineage: Eukaryota; Dinophyceae; Prorocentrales; Prorocentraceae. The record is from the annotation of a GenBank genome assembly.